AUGGUCGAUGGUGAGAGAUUCGCGAUUACCAGAAGGAAUGCUCUGGUGGCAGCAGGUCUGGGGCUGUUCUUUGUAAUUGCCUCCAGGCGGGAACGUAUUUUAAGUUAUCUCAGACGGCUGAGGGAUCCACUCGGCCACAGACGCAUUGAAGUUAUACAAACUGCGGACGACUGCCACAGGAUAGUAACCGAAUUGAAAAAGCAUUGCCAUUCGUUUAAGGUCUUGGGGUUCGACUGUGAAUGGGUAACGGUGGGUGGGACUAGGCGCCCGGCCGCGUUGUUACAGCUAUCAUCAGAGAAGGGUUUAUGCGCCUUAUUCAGACUAUGUAGCAUGAAGCAAAUCCCAAAGAGCUUACGAGAAUUAUUGGAAGAUGAUGAAGUUCUCAAGGUAGGAGUUGAUCCACAUGGGGAUGCAAAGAAGUUAUGUCACGACUAUGGUGUGGGAGUUGCAAGUACUUUCGAUUUGCGUUUUCUAGCUGCAAUGACUGGACGAAAGCCAUCUGGUUUGGCAAAUAUGUCCAAAUCAGUAUUGGGUGUUGAAUUGGAUAAACACUGGCGGUUGGUCUGUUCAGAUUGGGAAGCAACGGAACUCAGUCCAAAGCAACUGAACUAUGCUGCAAAUGAUGCUCUUGUUGCUGUGGAAAUCUUUAAGAGGCUGACGAAGGAACUUUUGCCCAAGCAUUUUUGGCAGUUACAUAAAAUCGACUUUGAAACAAUUCGGUCAAGGCUGGACCCAUUUUUAGAGGCAUCCUUCAAGGAGGGUUACUUCAAUCCUAAUACCAAACUCAACAAGUCAAAACGAUUUGCACAAACGAGUCAGAAAAAGACCGAAUCCGAUUCCAAAAAACUGCAGGUUAGAAAAUAUACCACAUCGGCGAGAUCUAAAGUUUUAUAUGACAAUUGCCUGUUGGAAGCGCCAGAUGGAGAGCUGUUGUGUACCAUCGACAAACGUAAAGCAAAGUGGUAUGUUGAAAGAAAUCUGGGAACUGAAGUAAAUUGUGAGCCAUACACAGUUCGUCUCAACUUUGAACCUGCUGGUCGUGCAGAAGGCGAUGUUGGCAAAUACUAUCAAACUCCAAAAGAAAAUCAAUGUGUGGUUUGUGGUCACAGGGAAGCUUAUAUUAGGAAAAAUGUUGUUCCUCGGGAAUAUCGAAAACAUUUUCCAGUUGUCAUGAAAACCCACACUUCACACGAUGUGCUUCUAUUGUGCCAUUCCUGUCACCAAAUAAGUAACAUAUCCGAUUUGAAAAUCCGCCACAAACUCAGCACAAUGUGCGAUGCUCCAUUCACCCAGGAUGAUUGUUCUAUCAAAUACAAAGAAAUACCGGAAUUGAAAAAAAUAAGAUCCGCUGCUCGUGCCCUGCUAAAUCAUGGCGAUAAAAUAAAUGAGGCCAGGCGCAAGGAGCUAGAAGCAGUAUUACUCGAUUACUACGAAGAAGAAUCGGAACUAAGUGUUGAAUUGUUGCAAACGGCUGCCGAAAUAAACACAAAGGAAAAUAAUGACAACUACUGCCAUCAUGGAGAGAAGGUGGUUCAAACGUUCCAAGAUAAGUUAGGCGGCCUGAUAGAAUUGGAAAAAAUAUGGCGACUGCAUUUCCUAAACACAAUGAAACCUAGGUUUUUGCCAUUACAUUGGGAUGUGAACCAUAACGCCAAUAGACUGGAGAUAAGAGCCAACGAAGGACGGGUUGAGGAGGCGGAUUUAAAACUUGCCGGUCUAUUACCUGAUGGAAACAAAAAAGUCAAUAGCACUAGCAACAAGGAACAUAUGGCAGGCGUACCAUAA
Molecule: messenger RNA, 1785 nt
Organism: Musca vetustissima
Lineage: Eukaryota; Metazoa; Arthropoda; Insecta; Diptera; Muscidae
Gene: Exd2
Product: exonuclease 3'-5' domain-containing protein 2
Exons: 5
Coding region: 1-1785 (594 amino acids)
Biological process (GO): nucleobase-containing compound metabolic process
Cellular component (GO): cytoplasm; nucleus
Molecular function (GO): 3'-5' exonuclease activity; nucleic acid binding
Source: RefSeq, a predicted model, not a curated record